AUGGUCCGCCUCCUGCACCCCUUCACGUCGCUGCUGCCCCUCGCCAGCGCCCUCGCCCUCGCCCUCGCCCUCGGCCCGACGACGGCGUGGGCCUACAACAACGGCCUGGCGCGCACGCCGCAGCGCGGCUGGAACACGUGGAACUCGUACGGGUGUUCGAUUUCCGAAGACGUCAUCCUCGAUGCGGCCCAGGCCAUCGUCGACGAAGGGCUCGACCGGCUCGGGUACGAGUACGUGAUCAUCGACGACUGCUGGCAGGGCGCGCGGCGCGACAACGACACGGGCAUCAUCCCGGCCGACGCGGUGCGCUUCCCCAACGGGCUGCGGCACGUCGUCGAGCGCAUCCACGCCCUCGGCCUCAAGGCGGGCAUCUACUCGUCGGCCGGCACCAUGACGUGCGGCCGCCGCAUCGGCAGCCUCGACCACGAAACCACCGACGCCAACGCCUGGGCCGCUGACGGCUUCGACUACCUCAAGUACGACAACUGCUUCAACCAGGGCCGCAGCGGUACCCCGGACCUCUCCCACGCCCGCUACGACGCCAUGAGCAAGGCCCUCAACCAGACCGGCCGCCCCAUCCUCUACUCGAUGUGCAACUGGGGCGAGGACGCGCCGUGGCUCUUUGCCACCGAGAUUGCAAACUCGUGGCGCAUGUCCGGCGACAUCUACCCGUCCUUUGACCGCGACGACGACCGCUGCCCCUGCACCGACAUCACCCAGUGCAAGCUGCACGGCUACCACUGCUCGAUUGCAAAGAUCCUCGAGUUUGCCGCGCCCCUCGGUCAAAAGGCCUACCCGGGCGCCUGGAACGACCUCGACAUGCUCGAGGUGGGCAACACGGGCCUCUCGCUCGACGAGUCCCUCGUCCAUUUCAGCAUGUGGGCCAUGCUCAAGUCGCCCCUCAUCCUCGGCAACGACGUCACCGCCAUGACCAACCAGACGCGCGCCAUCAUCGCAAACACGCACGUCCUCGCCCUCAGCGACGACCCGACCGGAUCGCCCGCCAUCCGCUUGUGGAAGAAGCCCGUCUCUUCGUCGUCGUCGUCGUCGUCGUCGAGCGGCGGCAACGUUCAGCUGUGGAAGAUGCCCCUCGACAACGGCACCUACGCCGUGGCCGCCGUCAACCUCUCGCCCGAGGCGCACACGCUCUCGAUCGACUUCGACGACGUCUUCUACGACGAGCACCUCGAAAACGACGACGCGGCGCAGCGCUCCUGGGACGCCUUCGACCUGUGGUCGGGCGUCGAUUUCCACACCUUCGACCCGACGCCCGCGCCCUACGACCGGAUCCGCCUCGACGCCUCGCCGUUUUCGCGCUCCAUCCCCAACAUCACGGUGCCCCGCCACGGCAUCCGGCUCCUCAAGCUCGCCCAGGCCGGCACGCGGGGCAUGGGCAUGUCCAAGGACGAGAUGCAGAGGCGCGACCUGGAGCGCAAGGCCAACGUGCGCAUGGGCCGCGCAAGGGAGUGGAUGGCGGGCAGGCAGGAGAGGCGGCUCGACGCCAGGGGUCUCUAG
Messenger RNA from Pseudozyma flocculosa PF-1, 1515 nucleotides. RefSeq lists its product as uncharacterized. The transcript has a single exon. The coding region runs from base 1 to 1515 and encodes 504 amino acids. The record is from RefSeq and is a predicted model, not a curated record. Gene Ontology annotation, biological process: carbohydrate metabolic process. Gene Ontology annotation, molecular function: alpha-galactosidase activity. NCBI's taxonomy places the organism in Eukaryota, Fungi, Basidiomycota, Ustilaginomycetes, Ustilaginales, Ustilaginaceae.